GAAAGGAGAGUGAGACCGAAAAUGAUGCUUAAGGGGGGAGAAAGAGAAGGAGAGAAGAAGGAGGAGGAGAAAGACACACUGAAGGGAGUGAGACCUGCAACCGCAGAAGAAGAUACUGAGGGAGUUUGAGAAAUCAAAUGAGAAACAGAACGCUGAGUGAGACAAAGUGACAGAAGUGACAGGGAGAGCUAUGGAUGUGCAGAUCUGAAGAAGAAGAGGAAGAAGAAGAGGAGGAGUUGAUUGCUACAUCAAACUGAUAUGACUGAAAGAGAACCUGAAAGAGGAGACAUGACUGACACCCUAACGAGGGAGAAGAAAGUCAGACAGGGGAGCCACUGAUGUACCUGGAUGUUCGGAGGUGAUGCCAGGGUGCAAAGGUCACUGAGGUUUGAAGCGUCCACUUGGAAAAGAUGCAGCGUCACCUUGAAUCACAUUGAAAGAGGAUUUGUAGACUGGGACGGAUGAUACAGACACCGCAACUACAUCCAAGUCUACAGUUUAUCUACUGGUUCGACUAUUUUUCUCCACAGUGUAUGCACCAGCUCCAUCAUCAUCAUCUCCGUUAUCACCUACCUGCGUCAUCAUCAUCAUCAUCAUCAUCAUCAUCAUCAUCAUCAUCAGCAUCAUCAGCAGCAGCAGCAUCAUCAGCAGCAUCAUCUGCAUCAUCCCCAUUAUGAUGGACUUCAACAGCACUGAGUCCUGGGUGUUCGUCAACACUUCAUUCCCGCUCCUGCCUGUCAUAGCCAGUCCCACUAACAGGAGUGGCAUGGAGCCAUAUCUUCAUAGACUGGCUCAUUUAGACGAGGGCCUCUACAACGACUUCUACGGCUUCUGGGUCACACUCAUGGUCAUAAACUCUCUCAUAUUCCUGGUAGGCAUGGUGCUCAACGGGAUGGCCCUGUAUGUGUUCUGUGUCCGCACCAAGCAGAGGACCACCUCCGUGAUCUACACCAUCAACCUGGCGGUGACGGACCUCCUGGCGAAUCUCUCCCUGCCCACUCGCAUCCUGCUCUACUACAGCGGAGGAGCCUGUCUCACCUGCACCUACCUGCACAUCUUCAGCUACUUCGUCAACAUGUACUGCAGCAUCUUGUUUCUCACCUGCAUAUGUGUCGACCGCUACCUUGCCAUCGUGCAGGUUGAAGCCUCCCGUCGGUGGAGGAACUCCGGCGUGGCCAAAUGUGUGUGUGUCUCUGUGUGGCUCUUUGCCAUCGUGGUCACCUACUCCUUCCUCUCCACCUAUUUCCAGCACACGGGCUGCUGCCUUUCCAAGCUCCUCUUUCUCACCAUCACGGAGUUCUUCCUACCCCUCGUCAUCAUCGUGGUCUUCACCGUGAGGAUCAUGUGGGCCCUGGCUGACCGCCGCCUGAUGCAGCAGAGCAGGGAGAGGAGGAAGAGGGCCGUCCAGCUGCUGACCACAGUGCUGAUCAUCUUCACCGUGUGCUUCACACCCUUCCACGUCAGACAGGUGGUUGUGUACUUCUACCCCGACAUGCCUCAUCAUGUCAUCGUCUAUCACCUGACCGUCACUCUCAGUAGUUUGAACAGCUGCAUGGAUCCUGUCGUCUACUGCUUCGUUACAAAUAACUUCCAGUCCACGAUGAGACAGCUUUUCCGUCGCGCAGAGCCCGAGCACACCAGCGGCGACAUCAUCAGCAUGCAGCACAGCUGCAAAGCCUCGGGAGCAAUGGCCAACGCCAUCGCUAAUAACAUGAUCAUGAUGACCAGGAUCCCGGCUCCGCUACAGAGGGACACUGAGGGGAAGAAACACACAGUGUAAAUCCCCUUACACGUGGGGUGAGGAAAGAACUGAUGAUAAGCGAUGCCCCAGUCGAUGGCUGAUAAGGCUGGACUCUGCACGGACUGGCCAGUGAUAACAGUAUGAUGGUAAAAUGGUAUCAAAGUGCGAGUGAGAGCUCAGGAUUAGGAACGGCACUUGCUUAUCCCUAAAAGGGGAGAUAGGGCCUAUACUGCAACAGAGCUGGUUCUGCAACCUCUGUACUUUAUCAACUACACAAGACAUGUUAUUGACAAGAGAAAAAUGUAUCGUCGUGUCAGUAAAAUCUCCCCAUUACUUUCCAGUUGUGAGUCUCAAAACUAAACUAAAGCUGACUUAUGUGUGUUAUUAUUUGUGACUGAACGGUCCAUGCAUGACUAAUAAUUUAAUCUGCAGUUGUUCGUGUUGUAUAAUAAAAAUGUCACUAUAGGAAGGUAUUUUCUGAUUUCAUUAUCUUUCGUGUACAGAUACAAAUAAAUGCUGAUGAUAUCUAAA
Pleuronectes platessa (European plaice) is the source of this 2272-nucleotide messenger RNA. It is a transcript of the gene gpr20, whose product is annotated as G protein-coupled receptor 20. The record is from RefSeq and is a predicted model, not a curated record. Gene Ontology annotation, biological process: phospholipase C-activating G protein-coupled receptor signaling pathway; positive regulation of Rho protein signal transduction. The transcript is spliced from 7 exons. The coding region runs from base 674 to 1780 and encodes 368 amino acids. Gene Ontology annotation, cellular component: membrane. NCBI's taxonomy places the organism in Eukaryota, Metazoa, Chordata, Actinopteri, Pleuronectiformes, Pleuronectidae. Gene Ontology annotation, molecular function: G protein-coupled receptor activity.